This is a messenger RNA of Zalophus californianus (California sea lion), 2970 nucleotides long. It is a transcript of the gene SGMS1, whose product is annotated as sphingomyelin synthase 1. The transcript has 15 exons. The record is from RefSeq and is a predicted model, not a curated record. Gene Ontology annotation, biological process: ceramide biosynthetic process; sphingomyelin biosynthetic process. Lineage: Eukaryota; Metazoa; Chordata; Mammalia; Carnivora; Otariidae. Bases 1435 to 2766 code for a protein of 443 amino acids. Gene Ontology annotation, molecular function: sphingomyelin synthase activity; ceramide cholinephosphotransferase activity. Gene Ontology annotation, cellular component: endoplasmic reticulum membrane; Golgi membrane.
CGAGGCAGCGGCCGGGCGGCGGCGGCGGCCGCGGGCAGGACGGAGCGGGCAGGGCGGCCAGGAGAGGCAGCCGUCCCUCCGCGCACGGCGAGCCGGCGGGAGAGCGCGAUCCCGCUGCGGAGCCCCGACGCUGCCCUGCCCCGGAUUUCAGUGCGCGGCGUGGGGCUCGGCGAGCGGAAUUCCGGCGGCGGCCGCGACUCCGGUGCAAGGUGAGGGAGCAUGAACGGCCUUGAAUGCGCCCCUGGGCAUAUUUAGCCAUUCACUUUUCAUUAGGAGAAAGAAGACGGCCAUCCGCUUGAGAGGCAAAGCUCCAGUGACCAAAGAGCUAUAGAUCUUCUGAAUUUUGAGAGCAGUGAAAUAGGAGCAUAGCAGAGAGCGUAUGAAAGACAGCACGUUGGAAGGAAGAUUGAUGCAGACAAAAGCAACAUGAUUCAGGGACAUCACUGAGAUCUUUGGGGACUGCACAGAAGCGUCUGGUUGGGAACGUCAUGAAGGAAGGGGCAAGACCCUGCCCAAGGAAGCGUACGUGAGAAUAACGGAGAAGGAGCCCGUCGAUAUACGCAGUACAGCCGCUGUUGGAGUAGGCCUGGAAACUGAGUUUUGGAAGGAUUCAGUAACGGACAAACACCACUCCGCGGGUCCAUAGCAGAGGUGUAGUUCAAGCCUGUCUGUCCAGCCCGAGUCAAACCUCCUCCACUGUUCAUGGUUUUUUGAAAGUCUUCCACGCCAAGUGACCAGCCUAGAGGGCUCUUGCUAGCCGGUGAUGGAAAUGUGCUGGAGCAAUGGGAGAAGCUGGUAACUUCUAGGAAGCCAAGAUGACAAGAAUUGUUUUAAAUAAUCAAAGGAAAGACGAAGCACGUGAAGAAGUGGACCACACGAGUGAAGCUUUAGCGCACAUCUUCCCAGUCGACGACAGGCGGUGGUUCGGGCUGCUUCUGGUCCCCGUCAUCGGUGUCCUGUGAGGCAGUCUUCCCCGUCAGCGUCUGAUCCUCCUGUUGUGGACUAGCCCUGGUGUCUUCGGGCAGAGGAACCGGACAUACGUCCUCGUUCUCUGAGCAGAGAGCUAGUGGACAGAGGCCCACCUGACUGGAGUGACAGAAGGAUAAGUGCAGUCAAGACAUGGUGGCUCCAGUAGUUGGUGAUGAAUGCGUGAGGCUUGCUGGACAGACCCGUGUGCUGUGAGCGGUGGCGCUCUGCUGGUGGUGGUGUGGAAUCCGCUGACUUACCCUUUGGUUUCCUCCUACCACCCCACAGAAAUGUAAGGAAGACGGCCGGGGCGCCAUGAGGUGAGUGCGCGCCGGCGCCCAGAGCCCCGGAGAGCGGUGUGCGGGCUGCGGGAGCGGCCCCGCGCGUCUGGCCACGCACGUCCCCGGCAUGAGGCCGGGCAGCAUGGGCGCGCCGCCGCGGGACCGCUGACCCCCGCCCGCCGGGACCAUGAAGGAGGUGACGUACUGGUCCCCCAAGAAGGUGGCAGACUGGCUGCUGGAGCACGCCAUGCCCGAGUACUGUGAGCCCCUGGAGCACUUCACGGGCCGGGACCUGAUCGGCCUGACCCGGGAGGACUUCGCACGGCCGCCCCUGUGCCGCGUGUCGGCCGACAGCGGGCAGCGGCUCCUGGACAUGAUCGAGACCCUGAAGGUGGAACAGCACAUGGAGGCGCACAAGAACGGCCACGCCAAUGGGCACCUGGGCGCAGGUGCGGCCGGCCCUGGCCCCGGCCCCGGCCCCACAGGCGGCUUUGGCCUGCAGGCCAAGCCCAACGGGGUGCCCAACGGCUACAGGAAGGAGAUGAUCAAGAUCCCUAUGCCGGAGCCCGAGCGCUCCCAGUACCCCAUGGAGUGGGGCAAGACGUGCCUGGCCUUCCUGUACGCACUGUCCUGCUUCGUCCUCACCACAGUGAUGAUCUCGGUCGUUCACGAGCGAGUGCCUCCCAAGGAGGUGCAGCCCCCGCUGCCGGACACGUUCUUUGACCAUUUUAACCGGGUGCAGUGGGCCUUUUCUAUCUGUGAAAUUAACGGCAUGAUCCUCGUAGGACUCUGGUUAAUUCAGUGGCUGCUCUUAAAAUACAAAAUUGGACUUGCAAACCACCGACUAGGAAAAAUCCCUGGGGAGUCUCUGCCUUUGUGUCAGACUUCACUGCAAAACAGGUCUAUUAUCAGCAGAAGAUUCUUCUGCAUAGUCGGCACACUGUACCUGUACCGCUGUGUCACCAUGUAUGUGACCACCCUCCCAGUGCCCGGCAUGCAUUUCAACUGCUCUCCGAAGCUUUUUGGAGACUGGGAAGCCCAACUGCGGAGAAUAAUGAAGCUCAUCGCUGGCGGUGGCCUGUCCAUCACUGGUUCUCACAACAUGUGCGGGGACUAUCUGUACAGCGGCCACACGGUCAUGCUCACACUCACCUACUUAUUUAUCAAAGAGUAUUCCCCUCGACGACUCUGGUGGUACCACUGGAUCUGCUGGCUGCUCAGCGUGGUUGGGAUCUUCUGCAUCCUCUUGGCGCAUGACCACUACACUGUGGACGUGGUGGUGGCCUACUACAUCACCACGAGACUCUUCUGGUGGUACCACACGAUGGCCAAUCAGCAAGUGCUAAAAGAAGCUUCCCAGAUGAACCUCCUGGCUAGGGUGUGGUGGUACAGGCCGUUUCAGUACUUUGAAAAGAAUGUCCAAGGAAUCGUACCUCGCUCUUACCACUGGCCCUUCCCCUGGCCAGUCGUCCACCUCGGCAGACAAGUGAAAUACAGCCGCUUGGUGAAUGACACAUAACAGCCGCGCAAGGCCGGGGAGCGAGGAGCUGUCCGAAGUGCUAAGAACUCCGUGAGAGAAGAUGCCAUAAACAAACACCUCCCUGAUCCUGUUCUCUUUCAAAAGUUACCUUGACUUAACCUAUUGAGUUACCUGGUCAGCACUGUGAUCUUUUUUUCUCUCCAAAGGACCUGCGUUGGACAACAAUAAAGAAAAUUUAACCUA